AUGGCUGCAUCCCUUCGCCCUCAGAGACUGCUCCCGCGGCUCUCCUUUACAACCUCCCGAGCAACAUCAGGAAGCCGGCCUUCGUUCCCCGAGCAAACACCAGGGGCAUGCCUCCUUUGCCAGUUCAGGCCGCAAAGUACCGUUCGCGUACCACGUGAAUAUCAUAUUCAGCAACCCCGUCGCUUCGCUUCCACAUCUCCCUCCAAUGCUACCACGACUGAUAACAACGGCACGGUCCAAAACAUCCCCGACAUCACGAACCACUACACUAUCUUCCCCAAGACCCUCCCAGCAGGUCCACCGCCUAGCUCACCCUUUCACAUAUCUGUCAGCGACCUGCGACGCGAGUUUCUUCAGCUCCAGGGUACAAUCCACCCGGACAAGUACCCGCCGGGCCCAUCGAAACAACAGGCCGAGGCCCUCUCAGCCCGCAUCAACGAAGCCUACCGCACGCUGUCUGAUCCGCUCGCGCGCGCACAGUACCUCCUCCGCGAGAUGCAUGACAUCGACGUCACAGCCGAGGACGGCGCCGCACACCAUGCGCUCGACCCGGAGACACUGAUGGAAGUAAUGGAGGUGCAGGAGACGAUCGAAGAAGUGGGCGCCGAACCCGGCGCCGAGUCCACGAUCGCCGAGCUGAAGAAACAAAAUGAGGCCCGUGUAGUAGACUGUGUGGAGAAGCUAGCGAACGCCUUCGAUACGGGCGAUCUGGAGUCCGCAAGACAGGAAUGCGUGCGCCUGCGCUUCUGGUAUAAUAUUGCUCAGGGUCUGAAGGAGUGGGAGCCCGGUCUCACCGAGAUCAGACUGGUGCACUAG
This is a messenger RNA of Aspergillus nomiae NRRL 13137, 816 nucleotides long. Its product is annotated as J-type chaperone JAC1. The coding region runs from base 1 to 816 and encodes 271 amino acids. Gene Ontology annotation, molecular function: protein-folding chaperone binding; ATPase activator activity. The record is from RefSeq and is a predicted model, not a curated record. The transcript has a single exon. Gene Ontology annotation, cellular component: mitochondrion. NCBI's taxonomy places the organism in Eukaryota, Fungi, Ascomycota, Eurotiomycetes, Eurotiales, Aspergillaceae. Gene Ontology annotation, biological process: [2Fe-2S] cluster assembly; protein complex oligomerization.